Messenger RNA from Triticum dicoccoides, 1135 nucleotides. Its product is annotated as heme-binding-like protein At3g10130, chloroplastic. The transcript has 7 exons. Lineage: Eukaryota; Viridiplantae; Streptophyta; Magnoliopsida; Poales; Poaceae. The record is from RefSeq and is a predicted model, not a curated record. Bases 28 to 909 code for a protein of 293 amino acids.
AACGCAGCGCCGCCCGAGACUGAUCAAAUGGCGUUCCCCUGCUUGCCCUCCGUGCGGCCACCGCCGCGCGCCGUCCGAGCCCGAGCUGAGCGUCCCCGCGGCCGGCGGCCCGCGCUGACGGUCGUGGCCGCCGGAACCCGAACCAGCGGCGCCGAGGCCCGGGGGUCGCUGGUGCUGGCGCUCGUCUCGCAGGCCCUCGCCGCCUCGCAGCGCCGCGCCGUCGACCUCGUCACCGAGGCCGCCAAGUACGCCCUCCCUUCCGGCCGCUUCGAGCCAAGGAACCUCGAGGAGGCCCUCAUGUCCGUUCCCGACCUGGAGACCGUCCCGUUCCGCAUCCUGAAGCGUGAGGAGGACUACGAGAUCAGACAAGUGGAGUCGUACUAUGUCGCUGAGACGACGAUGCCUGGAAGAACUGGGUUUGAUUUCAGCGGGUCGUCUCAGUCGUUCAACGUGCUGGCGUCUUACUUAUUCGGUAAGAACACGAGGUCCGAGCAAAUGGAAAUGACAACCCCUGUUUUUACUCGGAAGGAGGAAGUUCGCGGUGAAACGAUGGACAUGACCACCCCAGUUAUAACAAAGAAGUCAGCUGAUGGAAACAAGUGGAAGAUGUCUUUUGUGAUGCCAUCAAAAUAUGGUCCAGACUUGCCUCAGGCAAAAGACCCGUCUGUGACUAUCAAGGAGGUGCCCAGCAAAAUUGUAGCAGUUGCGGCCUUUCCAGGUUUGGUUACAGAUGAUGACAUAAGCCAGAGGGAAUCCAGAUUGCAGAAAGCUCUCCAGAAAGAUACACAGUAUCGGGUAAAAGAGGAUUCAGUGGUGGAAAUUGCACAGUAUAAUCCCCCUUUCACACUUCCGUUCGCAAGGCGCAAUGAAGUAGCACUAGAGGUUGAGGGGGUUGAUAGUGCCUCCUGAUGUCCAAGAUUAACAAAUAAGUUUUUAGUUUCAGGUUGUAUGCAGAUGUACCUCUAGCCUACCCCAACUUGUUUGGGACUAAAGGCUUUGUUGUUGUUGUUGUUUGUUGUUUGUUGUAUGCAGAUGUACAUUGUCCCUAACAUUCUCGCUAGUGCAGUAUGUAUAGUAUAUGUACAUAUCUCAUUUAUCACAUACUACAAUGGUAAAGAGUAAAAUCUUGGUUAAA